Molecule: messenger RNA, 2853 nt
Organism: Lepus europaeus (European hare)
Lineage: Eukaryota; Metazoa; Chordata; Mammalia; Lagomorpha; Leporidae
Gene: CATSPERE
Product: catsper channel auxiliary subunit epsilon
Exons: 22
Coding region: 1-2853 (950 amino acids)
Biological process (GO): flagellated sperm motility; sperm capacitation
Cellular component (GO): sperm principal piece; CatSper complex
Source: RefSeq, a predicted model, not a curated record
AUGGCGACCCCGGGAGUGGCGGUGCUGCUGUCGUGGCUGAGCUGCUGCGGCUGGGCCUUGUGGAGGUAUUCCAGUAACAGCCCGAACUAUCUCAUUUUUAGUACCAGAAGUACUAUUAAGUUAGAGUAUGAAGGAACAGCAUUUUCUGAGUGGAGUGUGCCAGAAAGUUGCUCUAUCCAAGAUAAAAGGUCUCCCAGGACAGAGUUGCGUUGUUCUUCUCCUGGUUUUCAAGCUAUAAAACCAAUUGUUACAGGCCCAGAAGAAGAAGAACGCAAUUUGUAUGUGCAUGAUUCUUAUACUUGCUUUUUGUGGUAUUUUAGAGUUAGUAAUCUCUUUCACAACUUAACCCAGAUUAUUAGUAUAUGGAUUUAUGAUCCAGAAAACGCAGAUCCUGAAGAGCUACUGUGGAAAGCAGAAGAACCUUCAUUACAUUCCAUAGUGCUAAGCAAACAGUUGGCCAUUAUGGGACAGAAACCAACCAUACAUACAGUUCUACAGAGAAAAACUUACUUUCCGUAUGAGGACCAGAGGAAAGGGAUCUGGCACAUUUUAGUACCGAUGACAUCAGAUGAUGUGAUAAAGGAGAUUAAAGGGAACCAAGUAAUUUUUCAAGAUUGCUUCGUUGCAAAUAUGCUUUUUCUGCUAACUUUUCCUUUGGCAACUAUUUCUGAGAAUCCUGGUUCUUUACCAAUCUCUUCACCAGCUGGGAGUCAGCUAAUGUCUUCCUGGAUGGCCUGUGUUCCUUCAUAUGUUGUUGUGGUCACUGAUAUGGAGACUUUUCAAACAAAUGAUUCCUUCCGUACUUGGACCAAAAUCAGAGUGCCUCGAAACAGUCUGAGAGACAGUGAAAGACAGAAUGUAACUGGUGUGAGCCUAUCACGGGAUGGAAUAUAUUUUCUCAUAAAUGGCUUUCUUUAUUUAAAAAAUCAUCAUUCAUUUAGAAAACUAGGAAAAAAGCAAAACCUUCCUAGUGGAAUUAUUGGCAUUAAAUCAAGAAAAUGGUGCUGGGUCAAAUAUAUGUUCAAGAAUAAAGGAAGAAGAAGCCGUAUGGUAGUUUGGACAGAAAAUGAAAUUUACCUUGGAUACUCUUCCUUUAAAUACUUCCAAGUAGGAACCAUAAAUGAACUGAAAAGUCUUCUAAAUGUGUCGCCAGCUGCCACUCUGCGGAUACACAACGUUGAGUAUUCAGCACACCCUGUGGAACUUGCUGUGUUUUUAAGUUACUGUACCACAUGCACUGUCACCAAGAAGAUUUGCAUGGUGAUAUAUAAUGAAGAUUUAAGACAGUGGGUGUUCCAAGACUUUGCACUAGAUAUCCCUAUUGACAGUUUUUUAGUUCCUCAUUUUUUGUUUUCAUCAAUGCCAGAAUUAAUACUCAGGGACAGACAUAAGAUCUAUUAUUGUUACCAAAAUUUCACUGUUACUGGAAUUGUACAGACCACUGCAGGACAUGGAAAUCUGUCUUUAUUAUCAGAUAACAGCAUUAUUCAUGACAUUUUUACAGAUUAUUAUGGGAAUAUUUUGGUAAAAAUGGAAAAUAAUAUAAUAUUUUUUUUCAAGAUUAAUACUAGAGAUGCAGUAAAGCUACAUGUAUGGCUAAGUGAUACAACAAAAACAUUAUUUAUGCUGGGUACAUCAGGUGAAAUAUACCUCCUGAAUGCUUUCAACAACGGCACAAUACAAGCACUGGAAUAUCCCUUAAAUCUGGAAAUACAAAGUAUAGCUUUUAAAACAGAAGACACAUGCCCAUAUUUUGCAUUUCAUAAUAAUAUUUUUCGUCGAUUUUACAUUUUGGACAAGAGAGAUAUCCUGAGACUUUGGGCUCAAAUAAUCUAUCCAGAAAAUGUUGGUCUGUAUAUUAUUCUGGAAACCUACGGCCCUCAAAUAUUAGAGAUAAAAGAAUACCUUCACUAUGAAAUUGCCUUAGGAUACAGCAUUAAAACUAUGGCGUUAGUGUUUUCUCAGAGUAUAAACUAUGAGGCAGUAGAUGAUUACUUCAAGUUGCAAAACGACAACACAGGUUCUGUGCUUGUUAAUCUUCGACCCAGUGAAUAUUCAAAAAUGUGCCCAGCAUCCCAUUGGGUAUUCCAAAUAUCUGUUGGCUGUGACAUUACUAAAAGCAUCCUGGUCAAAGGAUCUAGUAGAAACAGCUGUCUUCCCUAUGAUUUUUCUUAUGUGAUUGACAAGUCAUAUCUGAGGGGUCGACCAUCUAAAAAUUUGGAAGUAAAACAUAACUGGGAUGUCUAUGGCUGCCCUAUGAGGCUGCAUGUUUCAGAAAAGUUUCAACCUGUCCUUCAGUUAUUUAACGAUAGUGGCCACAUGGAAGACAUUCCAGUAAAUUUCUUAGUAUGGGAAAUACAUGGCAGGGAUGACUAUAGCUUUAAUAACACGAUGAAGCAGAGCGGUUGUUUGAAUGAAGCACAGACUUGGAAGUCAAUGACUGAGCUGAACAAGCACCUCCCGUUAGAAGAAGCCUGGGGACCUGAGAACUAUAAGCACUGUUUUUCUUAUGCUCAUGGAAAACCAGGAGACUUAAAUCAACCAUAUGAGAUUAUCAACAGUUCUAAUGGUAAUCAUUUAAUCUGGCCCUUGGAUCAUUCUGGAAUGUAUGUGUUUCGUGUGAAGAUACUGGAUCCAAACUAUAGUUUCUGUAACCUAACAGCCUUCUUCUCAAUAGAGACCUAUGGAGUGAUUUCCAGACCAAGUGGAUACCUGGUCGCUUCUAUCCUCUUUAUCCUGAUGCUACUGUUCUGUAGUAUUCUAGUUUUGAGCUAUUUCCGGUUUAUGACAAUUUAUAGACAAUGUAUUUAUGAGCCGCUUAACAAACCUCAAGGGAAACCAAAGCAAAAAUAG